Messenger RNA from Mollisia scopiformis, 2180 nucleotides. RefSeq names its product PLP-dependent transferase. The transcript has a single exon. NCBI's taxonomy places the organism in Eukaryota, Fungi, Ascomycota, Leotiomycetes, Helotiales, Mollisiaceae. Gene Ontology annotation, cellular component: serine palmitoyltransferase complex. Gene Ontology annotation, molecular function: serine C-palmitoyltransferase activity; pyridoxal phosphate binding. The coding region runs from base 334 to 2019 and encodes 561 amino acids. Gene Ontology annotation, biological process: sphingosine biosynthetic process; ceramide biosynthetic process. The record is from RefSeq and is a predicted model, not a curated record.
GGCCGCCUGGAAAUCGUGCAGCGGCACAGUACCUGGAUCACAGUCACAUCGUUCUGACCGCCAUAGCUUUGCAAUGAGAGGUGGUAUCGGUAUCGCAGAACGAAAGAAGAGAAGCUCUGCGGCUGUGGAGUCGUGCAAUCAGGGCGCUUACGCUAAGGCCUAUGAUUGGGGCGCAGUCGUCGCAAGAGAAGCAAGGUACAAUUAUCCAUGAUAAUAGAUAUGCUGACGGGAGAAUGUCUCUUCUCCCCAUUCUCUUCUCAGAUUUGAAGGAUCGAAGACCCAAAUCGACCUGGCUCUAUUGUUCUGGGGAAGAUCCUUCGCGGCGCUGUCGAAAUGACAAUAUCGAAGCCACGAGACGACGGCGAGGCAGAGUACGGCCAUCACGGGUCCCAAGCUCACGAAUUUGUGUGCAAGCCACACCCUGAGAAUGUCGUUUUCCCUGUAACAAGAAUGGAUGCGCCGCCAUUCUACAUCAUCCUCACGACCUACCUUGGCGUCCUAAUUCUCAUUGUCUUUGGACGAAUACGAGAUUUCUUUGGCCGCCGCUUCAAAGCGAAUGAGUAUCUCCAUCUCCAGGUCCAGAAUGGGUAUGCGCCACUAUACAGCGACUAUGAUGAUUUCUUCACCCGCCGUCUGAAGCUGCGCAUCGAUGAUUGCUUCGCGAGGCCUUGCAGGGGAGUUCCGGGGAGGUAUUUGUCAGUGCUCGAACGGACAUCGGAUGACUUCAAUAAGCACUACCGCUUGACUGGCAAGACUGUCCAGGCUCUGAACAUGGCAUCGUACAACUAUCUCGGCUUCGCUAGAUCGAAUGAUAGGUGCUCAGAUGCAGUAGAAAAGGUGAUUCGAAGUCAUGGAUUGAGCUACGCCAGCUCACAGACUUGUGUUGGAACUUCAGACCUCUUGGUCCAAGUUGAAACUCAAAUUGCUGCUUUCGUAGGCAAGGAGGCUGCUCUUCUGUGCUCCAUGGGAUUCCAGACCAAUUGUUCAACCCUUCCUUGUCUUGCGGCUGAAGAGUGCUUGAUCCUUUCAGAUGAGCUGAACCACGCCUCUCUUCGGAUGGGUGCUCGAAUAUCGGGAGCGACCAUCCGCUCAUUCCGCCAUAAUGAUAUGAAUGACUUGGAAAGAUCCUUGCGUCGUGCCAUCUCAGGGGGCCAACCAGAUAGUGUCAAGCCUUGGAAGAAGAUUCUCGUGGUGGUGGAAGGAAUAUAUUCGAUGGAGGGAACAAUGUGCAAUCUUCCGGGCAUCGUAGCUCUCAAAGAGAAGUACAAGUGCUACCUCUUUGUGGACGAAGCACACUCUAUUGGAGCAAUAGGUCCUCGGGGAAGAGGCGUAUGUGAUUUCUUUGGUAUAUGCCCCUCCAGGGUAGAUGUUCUCAUGGGUACUUUCAGCAAGUCCUUUGGAGCUGUCGGUGGUUAUAUCGCAGGUGAUAUUGGAUUGAUCUCAAAACUGCGCCUCUCGAGCCCUGACACCUAUUUUGGAGAAGCACCGUCGCCUCCUAUCCUCAAGCAGAUCUCCAGUGCGUUGAAUGUCAUGACCGGACCCGAGGGUGAACAAAGGCUGCGAAGACUUGCAUUCAACUCCAGAUACCUCCGACUCGGCUUGAAGCGGUUGGGGUUCAUCAUAUAUGGUCAAGAUGAUUCGCCCGUUGUGCCACUCUUGAUAUACAACACAGCGAAGAUUGCAGCUUUCUCGCGAGAGAUGCUCAAGAGGAAUAUCGCCACGGUUGUGGUUGCAUUCCCGGCAACGCCAAUGGAGUCGGCAAGAGCUAGACUUUGCUUGUCUGCAGCACACACGAAGGAUGAUCUGGAUAGAGUGUUGAGAGCAUGUGAUGAGGUUGGCGAUUUGCUGCUGUUGAAACUUUCGAGUGGUAUUGGUGGUGGUGCCUCCCUCACAAACCUUGAUACAAGGACGGGCUUUUGGAAGAGAUUUGUAGUUAGGGAGGAUAAGAGACGUCCAAGGUGGCGACUUGAAGAUGUUCUUGAGAGGGGUGUGAGCGACGUGCAGCUUCCUUUAACAUGACCUCCUGUUAUGACGUAAACGAUUUCUUAGAUGGGAGUGGAAAUCCAGUCUCGAAUGUCCAGAAGAGGGGGCCUUGGUAAAUAUUUUCAUUAUGAAGUAUUAGUUAUACAUAUGGACACAAAAAGACUCCAGAGAACUCCAUAGAACUCCGGGCACCCCAA